Molecule: messenger RNA, 1251 nt
Organism: Paramecium pentaurelia
Lineage: Eukaryota; Ciliophora; Oligohymenophorea; Peniculida; Parameciidae
Source: the annotation of a GenBank genome assembly
CAUGAGUAAUAAUACAUAUGGUAAGGGCACUCCUAGUAGGCUUCCAGAUAAAAAAAAUUCUACUUUACAAUUUCAACCUGAAAAAGGUUAGACACCAUCUCUUACAACCUCAUAGGUAAUGAAAAAAGUAAGUUAUCAAUUUAUUUUAAGCAAUAUGAUUAAUAAUAAGUCCCAAAGCCAUAGUCAAAACCUUAAGAAUAAGAUAAAUAAUAAAUAGAAUAGGCUUUAGAUGAAUACAAAGAAAAGGUUUUUGAAGAAUUAAAGAAAAUCAAUUAAAUACAAUAGUAAGAAUUAAUUAAAGAGAAUUAAGAAUUAAAAAAAAAAAUGGAAUAAUAAGAUAAGAAAAUGUAAUAAAUUGAAUAAUUGAUAUAAUAAUAAAAUGAGAAAAUACAAUAGUAAGAAUUAAUUAAAGGUAAUUAAGAAAUUUAAAAAAAAAUGGAAUAAUAAGAUUUGAAAAUAUAACAAUAAGAUUAUAAGAUAUAAUAAUUAGAAGAGAAAAUAUAAUAGUAAGAAUUAAAAAUAGAAAGUCCGAUGGAAAAUUAAGGAAAUACUGAAAUCUAAGAGAAAAUCUAGAAUUUUAUUUCCAAAAAUGAAAUAGCUCAUGAGAUUUGGAGAACAACUGCAGAAAAAAUCUCAAAUGCAUAUGGAAUAAUUGAAAAAUAAUCUUAAGAUCUAGAUAUUUACAAGAAAUAAAUUGCAGAAAAAGUAAAUGAAUAUAACAUUAAUAUGACCUAAUUAGUAAAAGAUGAGCUUUAAAUCCUUGAAUAAUAAUUAAACUAGACUCAAUAGUAAACAUGUUAGAAUCUAGAAAAUUUAUCUAGAUAUGAAUAAAUAUUAAUUAAAUAUUGUGAAGAAAUUAAUAAAUGCUUGAAUAUUUAGGGUAUCCAGGUACCAAAUUAUAAUAAUAAUCAAUUUUAAUAAUUCAAUUAAUAAUAAUAAUAAUAAUAACCAUAAUAUUCAUAAUAAUUGGAUUAAUAAUAAUAUUCAUAAUUAUAAUUAGAUUAAUAUUAAUAUUAAUAAUAAUAAUAAUAAUAUCAAUAAUAAUUGGAUUAAUAAUAACAUUCAUUACCAAUUCAUUCAUAAAUUAACUUUAUCACUCCUCCUCAAUAUUAAUAGUCAUAACCUAAUUAUAAUCAAAACACAUAAAAUGAUACAAAUUCAUAAAUACAAUUUGUGCCAAGUUAUUAGGACUCACAAGUAAAAUCAAAAAUUAGAUUAUUAUCUUCAACUUAAGGUCCAACAAUACAAUGA